UAAAAACAAAAUAAAAUUUGAAGGCUUGUAACCCUCAUGUAUUGUUAGACUUUUAUUCCAAUGAGUGUUUAUUAUGCUUGCCCCUAUGACAUACUCAAAUUACAUUAUUAUAUAUACCCCCAACUUCCUCUACUUUCACACAAACAUAACUACGCUUCCUCAAAUUUGCAACAAAUUCCUAAAACACACCCUAUCUAAUUUGGUGUCUUGCUUGGUGUGUCAAAUUAAAUUUAACAAUAUUUGAGCAUGGAGUACACCAAAGCUAGUAACGUUGUACCCUCUACAAUGAAAGCUUGGGUAUAUGAAGAGUAUGGAUCACCAACAAAUGUACUUAAGCUAAAAUCCGACGUACCGGUUCCUGAAAUCGAGGACGAUCAAGUACUUAUCAAGGUUGAAGCUGCUUCUUUGAACCCAAUUGAUUACAAAAGGAUGUUGGGUUUCUUAAAGGCCACUGACUCUUCUCCUCCGACGAUUCCAGGCUAUGAUGUUGCUGGUAAAGUGGUUAAGGUAGGAAAGGAUGUGAAAAAAUUUAAUGUUGGAGACGAAGUUUAUGGAGAUAUCAAUGAGAAAGCAAUUGAACUACCAAAAAGCUCUGGCUCCUUGGCAGAGUACACAGCUGUUGAAGAGAAGCUUUUGGCUCUAAAACCCGAAAAGUUGAGCUUUGUUGAAGCUGCAAGCAUACCCCUUGCUAUUGAGACUGCUCACGAAGGUCUCGAACGAGCAGGCUUUGCUCCUGGCCAAAGCAUCCUCGUUCUUGGUGGUGCUGGUGGAGUUGGAACUUUUGUUAUUCAGCUAGCAAAGCAUGUAUUUGGUGCGUCCAAAAUUGCAGCAACUUCCAGUACAACAAAACUAGAACUAUUAAAGAGUUUGGGUGCUGAUUUAGCCCUAGACUAUACCAAGGAAAACGUCGAAGAUCUCCCUGAGAAGUUUGAUGUUGUAUUCGAUACUGUUGGGCAAUGUGAAAUCGCGAUAAAAGCAGUUCAAGAAGGUGGCAAAGUGGCAUCAAUAAUUGGCAAUGUAACUCCACCAGCAUUCAUAUUCAUACUCACUUCUACUGGUUCUGUACUUGAGAAGUUGAAACCGUACUUGGAAGAUGGAAGGGUGAAACCGGUGAUUGACCCGAAAAGUCCAUUCCCAUUUCCUCAGACUGUUGAAGCCUUUUCUUAUCUCCAAACUAACAGAGCUACUGGCAAAGUUGUGAUUCAUCCAAUCCCAUGAAAAUACUCCAUCAUUAUUAGUGAUAAUAAAGCGCGAAAAGUAGAAUUUUGCUUUGUUUACUUUUAUUGUUUUUAGUGUUGGUUUUUUGUACUGCAUAUUUGAAAUGACAUUGUUUGUCUUCUGUGUAUGAUUUGUGUUGUAAGACUUGUAACACUCUCCCCCAUUAAGACCAUGUUCAGUGUGUUCACUAUAAUAAUACAGUACUGUUUCAAAUACAAAAGAAGUUGUUUAUACAUCC
Molecule: messenger RNA, 1456 nt
Organism: Chenopodium quinoa (quinoa)
Lineage: Eukaryota; Viridiplantae; Streptophyta; Magnoliopsida; Caryophyllales; Amaranthaceae
Product: 2-methylene-furan-3-one reductase-like
Exons: 4
Coding region: 247-1218 (323 amino acids)
Molecular function (GO): zinc ion binding; oxidoreductase activity, acting on the CH-CH group of donors, NAD or NADP as acceptor
Source: RefSeq, a predicted model, not a curated record